GAAAAAUUAGACGACACAGUUAUGCGCUUUCAGGAUCUUCUGCGACUCAACUCCUGUUUUGAUGAGAGCCCUAUGACUGGGAUAUUCAGCUGCACAGUUCAUGAACACAAAUUUAUACGUAAAAAAUUGUGUUCUAUUUACGGUAACAGAAAUUUUUCGCACCGUCAGCGCUCAAAAGAGGCGCGGAGACUGACGUAUAGAAAACCGAAACCAGCAUUGAGUUAGCGCAUAUCUCACGCAUCGUUGAAAUUGAGCUACCUCCUUAACAAAAUUUGAGAAGGCAAAAAAAGUUCUUACGUUAAGAAUCUGCUCUGACAGCAAAUUUGUUCAAUAUUUCCCUGUUCUUUCCGAAUGAAGAGUCCUCUACAUAUCCUGAUUGGAGGUGGAACCAGUUGGAUUGGCUCCAAUUUACGUCAAAGAUUGAUCGAUAAAGGUCAUCAUGUUACAACUGUCGACAGGCGUAGUCUGGGAAGAAGUGAUAGCAUAAAUUGGAACGAGUUCUUUAAGAAUUCAGCUGGUCAAAAUGCCAUUUCUUUGGCAUCUAAAAACAUGAACAUGCCCGUUGAUGCUGUUGUAUCUCUGUCGGGUGCACCCAUUAUGGAUAAGCCGUGGACCCAAGCGCGGAAAAAUGAAUUGCGAGAUUCUAGAAUUUUAGCAACUGAACAAUUGGUGAAGCACAUAAUGCAUGCGCCCGAAGCUUCAAAGCCGGUAACUUUUGUUGGCGCGUCAGCCACUGGUAUAUUCAAUGGUAUUCAGCAAGACGAAAGCAACAGGUUUGACGAAAACUAUGCUGGUCCUUUUAACCACGAAGAGUUCGUCAGUAAACUUUGCUGUGAUUGGGAAGCUGCAAGUAAACCACUAGAAGAGACGUCUACGAGACGUGUAAUAAUAAGAAUAAGUCCAGUUUUGAGCAAAAUAAGAGGCAUCGUCCCUAAAUUACUUAUUCCAGGGGGAGUGUUUUGCGUAGGACGAAUAGGCUCCGGAGAACAGCGAUUUCCAUGGAUUCACAUCCACGAUCUUGUCGAGUUGUUUAUCAGCGCAAUCGAGAACAAGGGCAUGAGUGGUGUCUUUCACGGGGUGAGCCCUCAAUGCCCAACGCAAGCUGAAUUCUCCAGUCUUUUUGCUAAAAAAUCUGGACGCGUAGCAGUUCCAUUGCCCGGUUUCAUGGCGAAGCUCAUGUUCGGAGAGAGAUCGUCUAUGCUUCUAGAUGGUGCAAACGUGGCCCCAUUACCCAAAACAGACGAGUGCGGAUUCAAAUUCCGGUAUUCAGACUUGGAAACGGCUCUAGAUGACAUCUUUUGUCUUGACUACCCCAAUAAUACGCGUCUUUCCCAAAAAUCACAAUUUAGUCAGAAGCCUGAUCAACAAUCUUGAUAUAUAUACGUAUUUGAGGUUAGAUAAAUUACUAUGAAAACUGAUAACCGGAAAGUAUGUAAAAUUGUGUAAAACAUGACUGUAUACAAAGUUCAAAAAAAACGCUACGUACAAAAUUCAUGCCAACGAAAAAAGGGCCCAGCGUCUUUCUUCGUCGAAUUGGUGACAUUCUAUGAGGUCCAAAGUAUAUAUACCAGAGUAUGUAGAAUAUGUGCUGUACAAUUCUGGACCUACUCAAAUAUGGUUCAUUCAGUUGUCAAGGACGACAACUUUUUAGAGCAUUAUUAUAAUGUAGUACACGCUUCAUAAGUCGCAUUUAAUGUAAGAAGAACGUUCGCAUUAUGUGGGAACAGCAGAGUUUGUUAUGCAGAGGGUGGGCUCGAGAACGUAUACAAAAACAGGUGCAAGGGUUCGCAUUAUUUUUAAAAAAUUUAUUGCAAGCUUUGCUCAGAGCUCAUCGAAACCCUAUGGGUGAAAAAAUGCCCGAGCCGUGGCAUUUGCCAGAGACUGUCGUCCCUGGAAUGAAAAUUGCACCGACAGAAACACAUGUAGCCGGCUACGGCUGCUACGAACAUGAAAAAGAAAUUGUUGCCUCUUUGAGUGGUUUUGUUCGAGUUGCUGAUACCGCGCCGAAAGAUCAGAAUGGCACCGUUUCUAAACCUGUUAUUAACAUAGAGUCUUUUAAUAUGAAACCCAGCAUUGUACCUAAAGAGCACGACCGAGUUCUAGCUCAAGUUAUAAAUAUCAAUCCGAGAGUUGUUAUGGUUUCAAUUGUAUCUGUUAAAGAUCAAAUUCUGUCAGAAUAUUUUUCAGGAUCCAUCCGCGUCUCUGAUGUUUAUGCCACGCAGCCAGACAAAGUUGAGAUGUACAAGUGUUUCCGCCCGGGCGAUGUCAUCCAAGCAGAAAUCAUUUCUCUCGGAGAUUUCAAAUCUUAUUAUCUCUCAACUGCCAAAAAUGAGUACGGAGUUGUGUUCGCCAAAAGCAUGGCGGGCGUGUCUAUGGUUCCAAUAGCCUGGAAUAUGAUGCAAUGUCCAAAGACGAAAAUGAAAGAGUACCGAAAAGUCGCAAAACUGACCUAGCAACUGUUGAGGACACGAAGAACGACUGCUCAUUUAUCACGUAAUUCAUGAUGUUCUUGCGAAUAUCAUCUGUUAUGUGUAACAAAAAAAAAACAACUUUCAAAAUACACAGUCUGCCUUGUAUCAGACACGUGAUCGAAAAGUAGUCUGAACGCAUAGAGUGGGCUAUUUGAACCAGAGAUACCGUUUUGAGAAGUCCCCGUGCCGAUACCCUUCUACAGUUUUCCACAUUAGUACGACACCUUUCGUCCACUGUCUAGUUCAAUCAGGUUGUCACUGUCUCACUUUAUUUUGACAGGACCUUAUUUGCAAGAGGCGUUGGCCAAUACCAUGCGUAAGUGCAAGUUUAUAUAUGAUGCGCGAGGGCAUGCUGCAUCCUGAA
Schistocerca gregaria is the source of this 2835-nucleotide messenger RNA. Its product is annotated as epimerase family protein SDR39U1-like. The record is from RefSeq and is a predicted model, not a curated record. The transcript has 2 exons. Bases 352 to 1374 code for a protein of 340 amino acids. Lineage: Eukaryota; Metazoa; Arthropoda; Insecta; Orthoptera; Acrididae.